Molecule: messenger RNA, 1792 nt
Organism: Fomitopsis serialis
Lineage: Eukaryota; Fungi; Basidiomycota; Agaricomycetes; Polyporales; Fomitopsidaceae
Exons: 3
Coding region: 303-1403 (366 amino acids)
Cellular component (GO): cytoplasm
Source: RefSeq, a predicted model, not a curated record
UCUGGCACGACCUCGCUUCUAGGGCCAAAGUGGCCAUACCGUGACGCUGCUACGGAGACGGUAGCCGUGCUGCGUGCGCAGCCACUGCAGCCGUCCGUUUUAGAAUGCCUGCGCUCUCCCCGUGCAGCCUUUUCCCGGACACUCAUACCGGUCGCGGGGUAGACGGCGAUCUGCAGCGCUCAUAAACAGUGCUCGUGCCUCGUUGUCGCGGUGCUGAACCCGCCUUCCGCCGCUUGCUUUCUUCCACAACCUUGUGCAACCAUCCUUGCCACAGCCAGCCCACCUCUAGUGACAGGACACGCAUGGGCUCAGACAACAAUCCUUUCCGUUAUCGUGCGGCGUCGUCUAAUGCGACGGGAGGCUCCCAAUCGAGUGGCGGCAGUACGCGGUCUGCGCCAGAAUCAGAGCGAGGACGACGCUCGCCUUCCCCUGAUCUACCACCCGAAGACCCAGAGCGCACCGUCCUACCACCACUACCGCCGCGCGACCGUGACUCGAGCUCAGGGCAUCACAUACUCCCUGACGACCUCAUCGGGGAAGAGCUUCCGCCGGCGUACACACCCGCGCCAGAUACCUUGCAUGGAGAGUCGACAAUCGAGCUCGGGCCCCGGCGGCCCUUCCAACAACCUCAGAACGUUCCCCGCGACUACCUCUCGCCUAACUCUGCAGACCGGCAGCGCGGACACAGGCCUAGCGCCUCGACGAACGACCGUGGGCAGUACCCUGGACAUGGCGGCGCGAUACCGAGGCAUCCGUCGCUAACGCGAGACCGCCCGCGCACUGCUCCCGACAACGCGGGCAUCAUCGCAUCCGGCCCGCUCUCGGACUUCGCACGAGAGUUUUACGCGGCAGGAGGAGCGAACGUUGUACAGACGGCUGCUGGCGGCGACGAUGGGGACGACGGGCGGCCGACAGCUACCCCCAAGCCGGGCCACCCCCUCAUGCGCAAUGGAAGAGUGCUGGUGUACCCUGCGUUCUACGAAUGUCGAAGAUGUCACAACGCGGGCUAUCGAAACAACGAUCCCACGACGCCGUGCUACAAGUGCUGGGAGAAGUACGCCCGUCCGUUCUCGGGCCCACUCACUUCCAUGGACUGGAAGACCGCGUCUGUCCCUUCUGGCGCACGUCUCACCUACCAGCGGCCUCUGCCACGUUUCACCCCACCACACUUGGCUGGUACGUCCUCACCGCCCUCGCGAGCAACAUCCCAAUCGCGUCCACCCGGCGGCUACUCCGGAGGCAGUUCGUCGCGCAUGAUCCCGGUCGCAGGCGGGCGCCCACCACCCACUGUGAGGUUAGCUGACAACCCGCCGCCAGGUGCGACGGUCAUGCGUCCUGGAGACCCAAGGCUAGGUGGACGGUUGUGCUGGCGGUGUGGCGGAUCUGGGAUCACCACAUUCUGAUUUUGACGAGCAGACUUGUUCUGUGUGCGAUGGCAUGGGGCGGACGUUCGUGUAGGCGGCGCUCAUGAGUACACGUCUUCACGAUCCUGCAUUUUAUAUGUGCUUGCGCGAUUAUACUGGAUCCCUGCAGUUGUAUGUGUACUAUAUGGACAUACUACCUGUGACAUAGCUACUCAGUGUACCACCUGGAAGUCAUUGUUAUCACGGAUCGUUGUGAUGGCAUCUCACUGGCAGCAGAUACCACAGCAGCGACGACGUCAUGAUCGUCGUACUCAACUAUGACAGUCACCUUCAUUCGCCUUCCGCGCUCUCUUGCGAUCUUACAGCGAAUGACUUAAUAAAGGUCGGAUCCUUGCGAACGGAUGGGUUGAAUAGAAGCUUGGUCCCCG